GCAAUCUUCCCAAAAAGGUAAAAUAAUCCAUUACAACACAAAGUCCAUUUCAGAUUGAAUCUGAUACUCAAUGCUUAUUUUAACAAUCUUUUUGUAAUCGUUCCAGAAAUUGGAAACAUUGACCAGGAGGUACAAAAAUAUAACACUCCAGGCUUUGUCGGCUGCCUGUCACGAGUUCAGUUCAACGAUAUUGCACCACUCAAGGCUGCAUUGAGACCCAGCACCUCUUCUCUGGUCAGUGUCCAAGGAGAAUUUGUUGAAUCAAAUUGUGGAGCAUCCCCUUUAACCAUUUCACCAAUGCCAGCUGCAACAGAUCCAUGGCAUUUUGGCUCAGCCAGUGCAGAGUUUCCAUACAAUGAAGAGAGCACUAUCGCAGAUGGAGUGAAUCGAAAUUCAGCAAUUAUCGGCGGUAUUAUUGCAGUCGUAAUCUUCACCAUCCUUUGCACAUUAGUCUUUUUGAUCCGUUAUAUGUUCCGCCACAAAGGAACCUACCACACCAACGAGGCCAAGGGGGCUGACUCUGCCGAGAACGCCGAUGCAGCUAUCAUGAACAAUGAUCCCAACUUCACAGAAACCAUUGAUGAGAGUAAAAAGGAAUGGUUCAUCUAAGAUGCUUGCAGGAAGAUUCUCCACUGAUACUAUUUUGGUGAUUCUGAAAAGAUCAGCACAAGUGAACCAAAAUGGAAAACACACACACAAAGAGAGAAUAAGAUUCAAAAGAAACCUAAAUAUAUGAUACUAUGGAUUAGCACCAGUUUUGAAAAGAAUUUUCCCAAGUAGAUAAUACUAAUUGGAAUGCAUUUACACUUCAGAACAAAAAGCUGAUAGUUUAGAUGGUUACACAUAUGCCAAAUACCCAUUGUAAAUAUGUUUUAUGUAGAUCAUACAAGUUAUAAAUGAUAUGUUUUUGUUGCUAAAGAUGCUUAUGAAGUUCCUCUAUUUUACAAUGAAAACAGAUAAAUCUUCAUUGCCGAGUUUGUGAAAAGAAUGAUUUGGCAUGCCGUGGUUAAAAAUAACCUGUUUCUUUUUAAUUAUCAUUUGAGCUGGUUGCAUUUCUUUUUCAAUUUUUGUCUUAUUUCUCUAAAAGAAAAGCUCAUUCUCUCAAGCUAUUUGACUGGCAAGUUAUAAAUACAAUGGUCACAGAGAUGUGUGUUAAUACCUACACUCUUGUGUAUAUGUGUGAGGGAACAUCUGUGACCAGAGUGCAUGAUGGGAAUUACCAGAGUCUGUCUUCGCCCAUGGUGCCCUAAGUAACUGGAGAAUACUGAAGUGUACACAGCAAAUAAUUUUAAUCUUUCAUUUGUAUUGCUCAGCAAUUUCUGUUCUUAAUCUUUUAUCACUGUAAAAAUUUUCUAUUCUUAUAUUUUAUAAAUGUUCAUUAUCCUGUCCACUUCUAGCUUUUUAUGGUAAAACCUUGUGUUGUGCCAGUAAACAUUGUUUCUGCUAUUAAAGAGUUGCUUCAUUGACAGGGAAACAUUCACUGCUAUAAACUAGUCCAACGAGUUAGAGCAGGGUUUAUUUUUGCAUGCUUAGGGAGUCCAGGAUAUUUACAUUGUGGAAGCUCAGAAGUACCUGUAUUUGCCUUUGGACUGAUGGGGUGUGAUCCAUUGUAUUCUAAUUUAAUAAAAACACUCUUACACAUAGUGUUUUCUGUUCAGGAAUUUAGGAUAGUUUAUAAAUUUUGGAAUUUACAAAUUGUGUCAUGCCUUAUUUUAAGUAUGUACUGUAGUUUGGUUAAAAAUUGAGGGGGAAUACAACAUUAAAAGAGCCUUGCUGUAAAUGUGUGUUUUUUUUAUA
Messenger RNA from Chiloscyllium plagiosum (whitespotted bambooshark), 1797 nucleotides. Lineage: Eukaryota; Metazoa; Chordata; Chondrichthyes; Orectolobiformes; Hemiscylliidae. The record is from RefSeq and is a predicted model, not a curated record.